Molecule: messenger RNA, 2736 nt
Organism: Diceros bicornis minor
Lineage: Eukaryota; Metazoa; Chordata; Mammalia; Perissodactyla; Rhinocerotidae
Gene: EFNA3
Product: ephrin A3
Exons: 4
Coding region: 95-1066 (323 amino acids)
Biological process (GO): ephrin receptor signaling pathway; axon guidance
Cellular component (GO): plasma membrane
Molecular function (GO): ephrin receptor binding
Source: RefSeq, a predicted model, not a curated record
CUGGGAGAGGCGAUGGAGGGUGCGCAUCCCUCCCACUUUCACCCUUUCCUUCCAUUCCUUCUAUCCCUCCUCCCCACUGGGUGAAUUAUGGGGGAUGGACAGAGGAAAUCCGGGCCUGGGUCUGGGAGUCGCAGGGGCCUGCGCCGUUUCUGUGGUAACCAAAGCAUACGUUCCCUUCUUCCCUCCACCCUUCUUCCCCGCCUCUUUUCCUUUGGCAGCAGCCUGGGUUCCCUGCGCUUUUGCUACCCUCUGGUGGCCACCAGGAGAAGGACAGAACAAAGAGUGGGCAUGGAAGGAUAGUGCAGGAACUGGCGGCACUAGGGCCCUGGGGAUGGAGACAGGGACUGAGAAGAGAGGAAGCUCAGAAGAAAAGCCGGGAGGCUCCGAGGACCCUGGGGAAGGUCUGCGGAGCGGUGAGGUGGAAAGCGGGUUGGCUUUGGGGUUUCUUCUCUCUGACCCGCUUCCUUUCCGCCACAGCCUGCGGCGAGAAGGCUACACGGUGCAGGUGAACGUGAACGAUUAUCUGGAUAUUUACUGCCCGCACUACAAUAGCUCAGGGGUGGGCCCCGGGGCGGGGCCGGGGCCCGGAGGCGGGGUGGAGCAGUACGUGCUGUAUAUGGUGAGUCGGGCCGGCUACCGCACCUGCAACGCCAGCCAAGGCUUCAAGCGCUGGGAAUGCAACCGACCGCACGCCCCCCACAGCCCCAUCAAGUUCUCGGAGAAGUUCCAGCGCUACAGCGCCUUCUCGCUGGGCUACGAGUUCCACGCCGGCCACGAGUACUACUACAUCUCCACGCCCACCCACAACCUGCACUGGAAGUGUCUGAGGAUGAAGGUGUUCGUCUGCUGCGCCUCCACAUCGCACUCCGGGGAGAAGCCGGUCCCCACUCUCCCCCAGUUCACCAUGGGCCCCAAUGUGAAGAUCAACGUGCUGGAAGACUUUGAGGGAGAGAACCGCCAGGUGCCCAAGCUGGAGAAGAGCAUCAGCGGGACCAGCCCCAAGCGGGAACACCUGCCCCUGGCGGUGGGCAUCGCCUUCUUCCUUAUGACACUCUUGGCCUCCUAGCUCUGCCCUCUCCCUUGGUGAGGAGAGAUGGGGCGGGGCUGGGACAGAGCAGGGAGCCUUUGGCCUCUCCAAGGGAAGCCUAGCCAGUGGGGCCUAGACCCCUCCUCUAAUGGUUGGACGACGUGGGGUCUGCACACAAGCAUCUGUGCCCGCCCCUCUGUCCCCUCCCCACCACAUAGGGCAGUGGACCAGGCGCAGGAACAGCCACGGGUCCCAGGUGGCCUUGUGGCUCUGGUAAUGUUUGGUACCAAACUGGGGGGCCAUAAAGGGCAGUGUUCAGGACUCCCUACCCCGGGUACCUUUCUCUGACCCCUGGUGCCCUCCCCCGUUUGUCCCCCCAGAAAGACAAAUAUGCCCCAGAGAGAGUAAAUCGAAGCAUGGGAGACACCCCAUCACUCUCUUUUAGGGGCAGAACAUGGGGAGGGGACUAGAUGGGCAAGGGGGUGGCAUCACCUGCUGCCCCCUUCCCCUGUUUACAGCAAUAAGCAUGUCCUCCUCCCCCCACUCCCACUCCCAGGAUUGUGGUUUGGAUUGAAUCCAAGUUUACAAGUAGACACCCCUGGGGGGGCGGGCAGUGGACAAGGGUGACAGGGGGUGGGCAUUGGGGUGCCAGGCAGGCAUGUACAGACUCUAUAUCUCUAUAUAUAAUGUACAGAUGGACAGAGUCCCUCUCCCUCCUUAAUCCCCUGACCUUCCUUGACUUCCCUUUCCAGCUUCAGACCCCUUCCCCACCAGGCUAGGCCCCCCCACUGGGGGACCCCCUGGCCCCUCUUUUGUCUUCUGUGAAGACAGGACCUAUGCAACGCACAGACACUUUUGGAGACCGUGAGACAACAACGACCCUGCCCCUCCAGCCCUGAGCCAGGACCCAACUCCCAGGACCUUGCCCUGCUCACCCUCUGUGGUCCCCACCCAUCCUCCUGGGCCUUUUUCAAGUGCUUUGGCUGUGACUUUCAUACUCUGCUCUUAGUCUAAAAAAAUAAACUGGAGAUAAAAAUAACUGAGUGUGUGUGAUUUCCAGGGCCAUCACCCUUUUGUACACUGGUUAAACCCCACAGGUCACGGGGCCGGGCGAGGAAGGGGAUUCUGGGGCCAAAGGCUCAACUGAACACCUGGUUCUGUGGCUUGUCUCCCUUAAGGAGGCAGCUCCAUGUGGAGGGAGCAGCAGGGGCUUCCAAGCUGGGCCUGGAUGACCCUGGGGAACUCAUUCAACUUCUCUGAGCCUCAAGGAUCUCAUCAGAAGUUUUGGGUUAUAAUACAUGUCUCUCAGGAUUGGUGUUAAGGGUCAAAUGACAGAGAGGUAUAUGGCUCAAUCGAGGAUGCUCUUCUCCUUUUCUUCCUAGUCCAUCUGUCAUCAGAGCUUCUUGACUGGGGUCUAUGGAUUUCAGGGGGGCUGUGAACCUAGAUAGGAAAAAAAUUAUAUCUUUACUUUCACUCACCUGUAACUGACAUCUAACGUUCUCUGAUGUACUCGGGUGACAAGCCACAACAGUUUGAACAGUGCCUGUGACUUUGUAACCAACAGAAAUCACAGAUGUUUCCAGACUGCAUUAUGGUUUUUGAAGAUAUCUCGAAAUAUCGUUUACUCUUGUCACUACUUUGAAACGUCUGUAGUUGUUAGACCGUCCUUGUUUUUAAUGUGUUAAUAAAGAAGCAUAUAUAUUACUAUA